Molecule: messenger RNA, 683 nt
Organism: Schistosoma bovis
Lineage: Eukaryota; Metazoa; Platyhelminthes; Trematoda; Strigeidida; Schistosomatidae
Source: the annotation of a GenBank genome assembly
UAACGUUCAUGUUUUUCAAAACAGUUGAGUUCACUUAGUGUGGUCAGCGCUCGUUCGCUGCAAAUUUCGCUUGUCCCUAUCCACGUCCGCAUUUAUCUUGAAUCUCACUAUCAAAACCAAUAUGGAGCUAACUGUCCUUACUUCCAUUGUGUCGGGGAGCAUUGGUGUUUUCGUUGGCUGGUGUAUCUUUCGUCGGCGUGGUAGCAAUGUCAGUCUAGCAUCAAAACUGACUCAUUACAAGCCUGUUCCUGGUAAAAUGAAACUAGUGUUAAUAGUACGGUCUGAUCUUAAAAUGGGUUGUGGAAAGAUUGCUGCUCAGUGUUCUCAUGCUGCUGUUUCUUGUUAUGAAGAGAUUAUUGAGAGAAAUCCCGGUAUUUUAAAGGCAUGGGAAGAACAAGGACAACCAAAAAUCGUACUUAAAGUCGACAACUAUGAAGAAAUGCUUGAACUAUCCCACAAAGCCGAGUCAUUGGGCCUUGUUAAUUCAAUUAUACAUGAUGCUGGCCAUACACAAGUUCCUAAAGGCACCGCAACUGUUCUUGGGAUAGGACCGGCUUUAGCUUCUGAAAUAAACCUUGUUUCCGGUGACUUAAAGCUGCUCUCUUAAGAUUAUUCCUGUAAACACUUACGACAUAUGCACCAGUGUAAAGUUGAAAUAUAAAAGAUUACUUUUGCUAAUUUUU